Psammomys obesus (fat sand rat) is the source of this 2521-nucleotide messenger RNA. It is a transcript of the gene Egfl8, whose product is annotated as EGF like domain multiple 8. Bases 869 to 2146 code for a protein of 425 amino acids. NCBI's taxonomy places the organism in Eukaryota, Metazoa, Chordata, Mammalia, Rodentia, Muridae. Gene Ontology annotation, cellular component: cell surface; extracellular region. The transcript has 8 exons. The record is from RefSeq and is a predicted model, not a curated record. Gene Ontology annotation, biological process: anatomical structure development. Gene Ontology annotation, molecular function: signaling receptor binding; calcium ion binding.
GCCCGGAUACUUAGUCUGGGGUGGGGACCCCCUUGGUGUUUCCGCCCUCUGAAUGCCCAUUCUGUGUGGGUUCCUGACUCUGUGGGUUCUUUCCUGCUAAAGACAAUUCUCUUCCUGUCCUGUCCUGGGGUUAGGGGGUUGAGCCCCAGGCUCUGGUAGUUUGGGCCUCAGCCUCAUGGGUGGAAUUGGCCGGCCACCCCCAGACUAGACGAGGGGGCAGAGGGUCAGGGUAGACAUGUGUCAUGCCCCUUGACCUUUGUAGGCCAGGGCUGGGGGAGGGGCUGUACAGUGAGUCUCCCUUUGCCUGGGGAAGAGGAAUUUGGGUGAGACAAUAGUCCCCUGUCUGUUCUGGCUUGGGGGUGGUGCCCCCAGCCUCCAACAAAUGCCAUCAAGAGACCGAGGCAGUUUUCCCCUUGGUGCCUUGGGGCCGCCCCUGCCCUUCUGUGACGGCUGAGGCUGAUCUUGCCUGCUCGGCCAUGACCUGCCCUUGCUUUGUCUCUCGCCCUCUCUCUCUGUUCUCACAUUGUCCCACAGUGUGUUAGGUUGAGGGGGGUGGGGUGCUGGUUGCUAUUAGAGCCAGGAACUUCUGAUUUGGGGUUCAUAUUUGGGGCCUCCAAAGGAUGUAUGGGUCCUGCUAAGUAGCGCUUGAGCGAUGGCGAGGAAGGCAGAACCUGAUGACUGAGCUUAGAGGCCUGAGUCUGAGGAGCUUGUGGGAGGGGGCAGGAAUGGGAGGCUGCUGUGUGGCCCAACCCCUUAGCCUCUUCCCAGGCAGAGAGGCCCACCCACCAGUCUAAGCUGCCGCUGUUGGGGUUGCUGUGCCUGCAGUCUCCCUGGACAGGGGAAACAGCCCACGGCGUCUUGAAGAACCAUGGGGCCCAGGGCUGAGCUGUGGGUUUUCCUGAGUGGAUUUUCCUUCCUCCUGCUACUGAUGUCAGGCGAGGGGGCCAAAGGAAGAUCUUUCAAAGAAAGUUCGGGAGUGUGCUCCAAACAGACCCUGCUGCUUCCGCUCCGUUACAACGAGUCCUACAGUCAGCCGGUGUACAAGCCCUACCUGACCCUGUGUGCCGGAAGGCGCAUAUGCAGCACUUACAGGACCACCUAUCGUGUGGCCUGGCGGGAGGUGAGGCGGGAGGUCCAGCAGCCGAGUGUGCUGUGCUGCCAGGGCUGGAAGAAGCCCCACCCAGGAGCGCUCACCUGUGAGGCCAUCUGCUCCAAGCCUUGCCUUAACGGGGGUGUCUGCGCCGGGCCAGACCAGUGCGAGUGCACCCCCGGCUGGGGGGGGAAGCACUGCCACGUGGAUGUUGAUGAAUGCAGAACCAGCCUGACUCUCUGUUCUCACGACUGUGUGAACACCCUGGGCAGCUUCGAGUGCAGCUGUCCCCAACCCCUGGUGCUGGGUCCUGAUGGCCGCACGUGUGCCGGGGGCCCCCCGGAGUCCUCCGUACGUGCCGGCGUCCUCAGCGUGGAGGUUCGGGAAGCGGGACAGGAGGGGCAUAAGCUGAGGUGGGAGGUCGCAGAGCUUCGUGAGCGCCUGGAGCGGCUGGAGCAGUGGGCCACGCAGGCCGGGGCCUGGGUCCGGGCAGUGCUGCCCAUGCCACCCGAAGAGCUGCGGCCGGAACAGGUGGCUGAGCUGUGGGGCCGGGGUGACAGGAUCGAGUCCCUCAGCGAUCAAGUGCUGCUACUCGAGGAAAGGCUGGGUGCCUGUGAGUCCCCUGCUCCUCCUGGACUGAAGAGCCGGCCUCAAGGCAGCAUUUCACUCCUGAGACCCUCCCCCACGCCCUGGUCCCCAGGCCGUGUUUUGUUGGGUGACUGGCAGGGCCCUCCCUCCAGCCCCCCCAGACCACAGCCACCUUGCCCCUUUGCCACUAACCAGGUGCCUGUGAGGACAACAGCCUGGGCCCAGGCCUCCAAGGUUGACAAGAAACGCCUGCAACAGCCUGGAUCUCUAUCUUAUGGGGAACCCUGGGAUCUAAUCUCGGACUGGCAGACCCGGGUUCGCCACCCUGGAGCAACAGGCCACAGAAAGCCCCAGCUCUCUCUUUCUCUUUAUUCUCAGUCACUUGCUGUUAUCCAGAUAAUAAAAACAACCACACAAAACUGGAUCCCACCCGUUCCUUCUGCCCCCAGCCUACCUCCUGGGUCUUAGGAAUGGGUCUAGAGUGGGAGGCAGGGGUGGCCAAUGCCACUGGGAGGAAAUGAAAAUUGGCUCAGAGAGGGAGGUACCUCAAAAGAAAGAGAAAUAAAUUAAGCGCCCUUCUCUCCCUCUCGCCAGGGUCGGGUUCUUUCCCCUAAGGCCCCAGGGAGCAGAGAGCACGGCUUCUGCUGUCUGCCUCUCCAGAAUUUGGUUAGACGGUGCUGGAAGACCUCUAUCUGGGGAGCAGGGGAAGCAGAAAUUGGCAUUUGAGUUAGAAGGGCCAUUCCCGACCAGGGUGACCCAAUGAGGGUGAUAGUGCUGAGGACGGUCCCCAGAUGAGCCGAUGAGGAGCACUCAGGCUCAGCCUCCAGCCACAGGGUCAGGAGU